Danio rerio (zebrafish) is the source of this 4423-nucleotide messenger RNA. The record is from RefSeq and is a predicted model, not a curated record. Lineage: Eukaryota; Metazoa; Chordata; Actinopteri; Cypriniformes; Danionidae.
ACUACAGCGAAGUGUGCACUAACUGAGCAGUUCUUGUCCACUGCAGCGGAACUGACUCGUUCAAGACUCGCAUUUAUUGUUGCUGUUUGCAAAUGAGGCCGCGUGCGCGCGCGUGCGUUUCCGACUGUUUGUAGUCUGUCAAAUGUCGUGACGUCACGUCUGGAGUCGCGCACUGUAAAAUGUAACUUUACUAUUUCCAUCCAGGCGCGCGAGAGACUUCAGACCAACGCCGAACUCAGCAUGGGAUUAUUAAACUCGGCGGGGCACCGACAAAGUCCGAGAAGAAACGACACCGACGACUCCGCGAUCUAGCGAACUUCUGAGGGGGAUAAAGGACAUUUUGGAGCGCGGGUUCCGGGUUUUUCUGACAACCGUCGCUGUUUUGUCGCUUGAAGAAAGUUGCUCGGAGUCGCGUUCGCGCGCAUGGACUUGUUUGUGUGUGUCAUUUUACAACAGAUAGUAGAGCCGAGGACUCUAAUGAAAUGAGUAGCAACUACAGCGAGGAGCUGGACUUCAGGCUGAUUUUCGGGGAGAGCAGUUUCAGCCACACAGAAUCCAGAUCAGAUGAUGAUGCCAACUGCUACCCUCUCUAUCCUUCUGAACCCCAUUUUCCUACAGAACAGCUGGACAACUGUACAAACCAGCCAUAUGGCACCCCUAACCCUGGUUCUGUCCAACCUAUGGAGUCUCCCAGCAGGGUGUUUGACUGUCCUAGCAUCCAGAUCACCUCCAUCCCAGCCAAUUGCCUCCAAGACCCAGGAACCCAGCAGUUGGACCAGUCCACAGGUGCUUGUGCUGAAGUCGGUGCUGGAUCCCUAUCAAGGGACCAGCUCUUUCUACCAUUGGAUGCAUCCUACAGGGACACGUCCUCCCUGUGUCCUAGCCCCUGCAGUAGUUUGUCCUCCCGUAGCUGGUUGUCUGAUGCCUCGUCUUGCGAGUCUUUCUCACACAUAUAUGAUGAUGUGGAGGCAGAGCUGAAUGAGGCAGCCGCUCAAGUCCGUCUUGCAUCUCCUCUAGUGUCUCCAUUGCCGUCUCCUCUACCGUCCCCUCUUAACUCUCCCCAGGCAUCUCCGCAAGUCUCUCCACUUGUUUCACCCUUUGGUUCUCCCGGAUGUAUGGCUGCUUACGGAGAUGAUCCUUGGUACCGUUACCAACAGUAUCAUCAGCAAUCUCUGCAGUAUCCGUUUGCCCAGUCUCUAUCUCCGUAUCAAUCCCCCCGCACCAGCAUCACUGAGGAAACAUGGCUCAGUCCGCGUCCACACUCCUCCUCCUCGCGGCCCUCCUCUCGACCAACCUCGCCAUGUGGGAAAAGGCGACAUUCCAGUGCAGAGGUCAUUCCUGGUUUGGCGUCCCCUCACCUUUCCCCUAAUGCAACUCCAUCUCACUCUCCUCGCGGGAGUGUCACUGAGGAAUCCUGGAUGGGUGGAGCCACGUUUGCCCCAUACCACACCCUUCCAGUGGACGUGGAUGUCCCAUCCAAAACCAGAAGAACUUAUCAGGCAAACCACAACCAGGAUCAAGCAUCUUUGUUUUCUGGGCAAGAGGACUCGGGGCUUCAAGACCAAGGCCUUGCAAACUCAGGCAUAGCUGUAUCCCUGCCCAGCUUAAAGAAAGAGGAUAUAGUGGAACACUUCUUAGCCGUUCCAACACCCUUCUCCUGGGUCAAACCCAAGCAAGCCAGCACUUUAUACAGGUCAACUUCUUUACCUCCGCUGGAUUGUCCUCUGCCCAGCCAGUAUGGUCAGUGUGAGCUGAAGAUGGAAAUUCAACCUAGAGCUCACCACAGAGCACAUUAUGAGACGGAGGGCAGUCGAGGGGCCAUUAAAUCAGAGUGCGGAAGACACCCUGUUGUAAAGCUCAUCGGGUAUAAUGAGAAACCCGUCAGCCUGCAGAUGUUCAUCGGGUCGGCGGACGAGCGCUAUAUCCGGCCGCACCCCUUCUAUCAAGUGCACAGGAUUACUGGGAAAACGGUCGCAACGCCGAGUCAAGACACUGUAAUAUCCAACACCAAAGUUCUUGAAAUUCCUCUCCUGCCCGAGAACAACAUGUGCGCCAGCAUCGAUUGUGCCGGGAUCCUGAAGCUGCGAAACUCAGACAUCGAGCUGCGUAAAGGAGAGACCGAUAUCGGGCGUAAGAACACGCGUGUGCGAGCUGUUUUCCGUGUUAACAUCCCUCAACACAAUGGGAAAUUGCUGUCUCUGCAGGUGGCGUCCUCACCUAUAGAGUGCUCCCAGCGUUUGGCUCAGGAGCUUCCUCAAGUGGAGAGCUUCAGUCCUGCCUGUGGAUCAGCAUCUGGAGGAGAAGAGAUGCGAAUAACAGGACAAAACCUUAAUUCAGAGUCCACCGUCGUCUUCCUAGAAAAGGGCUCUGAUGGUAAAACACAAUGGGAGGUCAACGUGAGGCCUUUACCGGAGAAGAGUCAAAACACAAGCAUAGUGGUGAAGAUUCCUCCGUACUACAAGAAAACCACGGCUUCCUCCACGCAGGUGCAGUUUUAUGUCACCAAUGGCAAGAGGAAGAGAAGCGGCUCACAGUUCUUCACCUUUCUCUCAGCAGCGCAGGUCAAGCAGGAGUUUAGCACACAGCCUGCCGCUCCUUCAGGUCAGACUGAGCUUCUGGAGCAAUGGCUGCUUUCUGAAGAGACGCUCUGUGCUUCGACACAUCUCAGUUUCUCACCUCAGGAUGCUUCAUAUCUGAGCCGCUCUCAUCCAGCUGACAGGAGCUUUAAUUCCAGAACGGAUCUCCACUCCAUGUUUCCUUCUUCACUAAUUGAAUUCAACAGCUCUUUGUACCAAAAACCUCAUCAGGAUCCUUCCUACAAAGCACAACCCAGUCUUCCAGUGGCUUUUCCGGAGCAAACAGCGACUCAAUUGGACAAAGGAUACCAAUGCAUUCGCAGUCAGAAUCUGGACAAUCUUAUCUUGGAUGCUUCAGGUCUGCACACCAUGGCUGCGGUUUCAAUCCCACAGUCCUCCUCUUCCCAGGGGCUUCCUACAGUCUCCAAAGUGCCUUCUACAUCUCCGUCGACUAGCAAGAACGCUGAACCGGCCAGCGCAUCUCUUGUGGAGUCCAGCGAACAGUACUGUGUGUCUGAAAAUGGAGAUCGCCUUAACAUUAAAGAGGAACCGGAGGAAGAGAAAGAGCUGGAUUUCCAGUCUGUGGGCCUGCAGGAUAUCACUCUCGAUGACGUGAGUGAAAUCAUUGUAAGAGACUUAUUCGAUGCUCCAGAAUCAGGGAAUGGCAACAGCGUGCCGUAACAGAGACUCCUGAUCAGUGGAAACGGUGCAUGCUGCGCAGGACUUGAAGAUCCCACUGUAACUGUUUGAUUUGCUCUGCAUUCACUGCACAUUUAGCAAUACCGUGUAUAUAAACGCUUAACAUAGGAAGAUUGACAACGUUUAUUUUUUAAAAACCAGCAUAUCAAAUGUGAAUGUAAAAAUGACUUUGCAUAGUUUUUGAUUCAUCAUGUGCCUUAACUUGACGAGCCUUUUGUUGUAGCCUUUCUGAAAAGCUUCCAGAAUUGAUCGUGAAUGUGAAAUCUAUUGGCGGAGAUGAUGAUGAUCAUCAUAAAAAGAUCUGAAUAAACUAUAAAGGUAAAAUAUGCAGCAUAUGAUGCAGGCCCGUAGCCAGGGGGAGGGUUCGGGUGGUUCGAAAGACCCACCCCUCAAUGACAGAGGUGCAGAAUUUGUCCCAUACAUGAGCUCAUUUGUGCUAUUUUGACUGCCACACCAUCAUCAUUUGUGAAAAUAACCCAUUGAAAAAGGCUUUCAGACCAAGCCGAAUCCUCUGUUGACCGUGACAUCAAUGUGACCUCAACUAAUCUGUUUUGUCCAAUGCAAACUAUUAAUUUUUAAUUCAACAUCCAGCUGUGCAAGAAAAUAUACAAUCGGAUGUAAGUGAAGUCAUCUUCUUUCCGUCUUUCAGAUGAGACUUUAAACCGAGGUCCUGACUCUCUAUGGUCAUUAAAAAUCCCAUGGCACAUGGUAACCCCAGUGUCCCGGGUUAGGGUGUCUUCCCGAGCUCAGAGCCCUCUCCCACGACAGUAAGCCUAAUACGCAUAGUCUAUUGAGUGUGAACUCGUGAAGUGUGGUUAUGAUGACCAUCCGACAAGCCAAUGCAGCUAAAAACAGUGCAUUAUCAAAGAUAGUCACUGAAAUACAGUGUUUAAAUCUCGGAAUUAAAUAUAAAAUGAGGUGAAUAACUGCAAAAAGGUCCACAUUUUGAGAAAAAAGACCCACCCCUUUCACCAGGCUGGCUACAGGCCUGUGAUGCACAGUCCCGUGUUUUAACCUGCCGAGUGUUCAUUUUAAAACUGUUACCUGUUUGGCAUUUCAUGUAUCUUUAACUGUUGCUUGAUCUUCUUUGGAAAUGUCUUUGUAUUUAUGAAUUUUUACUGAACAUAAAAUAAGAUUUUGUGACAUGA